AGUUGUAAAUUGUAAUAUUAUAGCCUUAAGUAUUAAAUUACAAAAUAGUUAUAGUCUUCUAUCUCACUCAGCAGUAUUUAUAUUCUAUGGUAUUCACUAUUUAUACUUGAAGAUGUGAACACAGACUGGGAUAUUCCUAUUUUUAGUCUAUAUUACUAUUUAUAAACUGUGAUUGUUUGUUUUUAAAUUUUAAUGAAAAUAUUGAUAAAAUUGUUAUUGUAUUGAAAUAUGUACUUAAAUAAUUUUUAAUUGUUUGACUUAAAGUAUUCUGAAUCGUUCCAUUGAUUAUGCUUGGGCUAAAUUUUUUAUUCUGUGUUUGAAAAUGGUGGACGAUCUGAAUUGCAUCAGCACAUUUUUCAAUUUAAGUUCCAGAACAGACACAUCCCUGAUCUCUCAAGAAAAUGAGACGUCAAUAGAUUCCGAGACAGAUGGGCUGAGCUUAUCUCAGCUAACAAUACAAGAACCGGAUCCUAUGAACAUAUGCCCUUUCUUCAACAUAACCCCGAGGAUAAUGCCCCAAUCACCACAUUACAUAAUCGAAGAGGACUUCUCUCAGAACCCGUGGGCAAUGCUGAUUGCCACAAUAUUUCUUACAAAGACAUCGGGGAAGAUGGCUCGACCGUAUAUAAAAAACUUUUUUGAGAAUUACCCAACACCGUAUCACGUAUUAAAUGAUAACCCGACAUCUUUAGAGAGAUAUUUCGUUAAGUUAGGUCUACGGAAACGUGGUGACAUGAUUUGGAAAUUGAGUUAUCAGUUUGUCUCGUCAAAAUGGCGGCGGGCAAGCGACUUAUGCGGUAUCGGGAAGUACGGCGAGGAUGCAUAUAGAAUGCUGUGCUUGGGACACACGGAUUUGGAACCUGAUGACAGAUACUUAAGGCUGUAUUUAGAUUGGCUGCAGCGUGACACGCAGUUUAUGGAGCACAAUGGAAUGACGGACAGUGAAUUCAUGAUAGACGAUCCAGUUUUAAAGUAUUAUACAAUUAAUUUGAGGAGCAUUUAAUUUUUAAUAAGUACUUUAUAUUGUUUCAGUAAAUUAAUUUUACUAAUCAUGUCUAGCUGAUUUCCAAAUACUAUUGUGAAUAAAUUAUGAAACAUAUUACAUAAUUAAUAAUUUUAG
Messenger RNA from Pieris napi, 1120 nucleotides. Its product is annotated as methyl-CpG-binding domain protein 4-like. The record is from RefSeq and is a predicted model, not a curated record. Gene Ontology annotation, cellular component: nucleus. Lineage: Eukaryota; Metazoa; Arthropoda; Insecta; Lepidoptera; Pieridae. Gene Ontology annotation, biological process: DNA repair. Gene Ontology annotation, molecular function: DNA binding; catalytic activity. The coding region runs from base 323 to 1003 and encodes 226 amino acids. The transcript has 2 exons.